AUGGAUCCCAGUUCUCCACAAUACAAACUCCUAGAGCCAUCUAGCGUUAGAGGUGGAAUAUUGCAAGAUGGGACGAGGCCCAUUGAAAAAAUGUGUUCUGGAAGAAUGGGCGUUCUUUCCUCUGAGACUCCUUCUCCUUUAGAUCCGACAACAGACUGGAGUUAUUUUGGUUUCUACCAUGUAUCCCAUGGAAGUGCAGAGAGAGAACGAACUGGAGUUUUACCUGAGGCGUCCGGAUACUCUACAAACCGAUUCCAAACGGCAGACAUAUACUUCAUUAGUCAUUGUCAGAACACCUAUAAUCGAAACGAAUACCCAGCAUGCUCUCCCAUAUAUCAUUACUGGCUAGACUACUCUCGGGGAUCACCUGCCUACCCAGGCCAGGUAGAGCCGCUUUACACAGAACCAAAAUUAAGCCUGGCCAAGCCUCACAUUGGUCAUUCACAUUGCUAUGGAGUGUCUUCGGGGUCUCCCCACGUUGGAAUACGCACAGUCCCAAGAGCUUUAGUAUUAGGGUUCCCAUGUUUGUGCCCAAAGACACCCACGAGACAGAGAAAAAAUAGAAUUCCAUACAGCAAACAUCUAAGGGCUGAGCUGGAAAAAGCUUUGGAUAAAUUCGUUUCCCCUGAAAUUAGAUUAAACAUUUCAUCAAAACUCUCUCUGACAGAAAGACAGGUCAAAAUAUGGUUUCAAAACCAAAGGCAGAAGGAAAAGAAACUUCUUCGCGUGCAACAACGCAUAAAUUAA
This is a messenger RNA of Acipenser ruthenus (sterlet), 747 nucleotides long. Its product is annotated as homeobox protein CDX-1-like. The record is from RefSeq and is a predicted model, not a curated record. Gene Ontology annotation, molecular function: DNA-binding transcription factor activity, RNA polymerase II-specific; RNA polymerase II cis-regulatory region sequence-specific DNA binding. NCBI's taxonomy places the organism in Eukaryota, Metazoa, Chordata, Actinopteri, Acipenseriformes, Acipenseridae. Gene Ontology annotation, cellular component: nucleus. Gene Ontology annotation, biological process: regulation of transcription by RNA polymerase II.